GAUGUGCUGUCUUUACGACAGUUAUUUAGUUUAUAAUAUUUUCGCUUAGUAAUUCAUUCAAUAGUAUUUUCUAGUUAGAAUUAGAAGUGUUUAAAGUGUAUUCAUUGCAUGUAAAAUAUAUCGGCAUGCGAUGACGUCACAUCCGGUUUCGCCGCGUCUUGUGGGAAAACACCGGUUUGAAAUUAGCGCGAGGGUGGGGGCUUUCCACGAGGCUCACCUGAGCAGAAGCAGUUUUGCAGGCAUGAGAAAUCACAGUGAGAGCAACGCUGUAAGUUAAUAGAUAAUCGAUAUAUUGAACUAAGAUGUUAAUGCUGAUCCUGUUAGAGGUAACGACGGUAGAUAAUGUUUAUGCUUUCGUUAGUUAAAGAGUCGCGGAUAGUUUGCAUGGAAGUGUAUUUAAAGUAGUCAAUGGAGCAGGUAAACUCUCCCUGUAUACUGCACCUUAGUGUAAUGUAGUUAUAGUCACCUUUGCAAGUAUUUACACUUGAAAUGUGAUAUUAAGGAAGGAACAAAUACUGUAUCAAUCUUGUAUUGUUUUAUCAACAGUUUUCACCAUAUGUUAAUGUGAAGAGUGAACAGUAAAUGGUUAAUCUUACUGCGAUCUGGUUCUUAUUAACUGUGGUUUAUCCGGACGUUAAAUUCGGCGUUUCGUUACACCCGAAGGAGAACGUUACAGUGAAAAAGCGGCAUUAUCAGGUGUUUCAAGUGCUGCAAUGUCAGCUCAAUCCAGCAUCAAGUCGACGCCGCCCAGCGACAAGGGCAGUAAACCGACAUCAAGUAAGCCCACCCGGGCGUUAUCAGGUGUUCCAAGUGCUGCAAUGUCAGCUCGAUCCGGGAUCAAGUCGAUGGCGCCCAGCGACAAGGGCAGUAGAACGACAUCAAGUAAGUCCGCACAGGCAAGAGCCAAGGCAGAAGCCGCCAAGGUGCGACUGCAUUACGCCAAACAAGAGGCAGUUUUGAAAAUGAAACUGGCCACCAAAGAAGCCGAAAGGGCCGCCAGACAAAGAGAAGAGGCUGCCAGAGAAGCCGAAAUCCAGAAAGAAAGGGCCGCCAGAGAAGCCGAAAUCCAGAAAGAAAGGGCCGCCAGAGAAGCCGAAGAGGCUGCCAGACAAAGAGAAGAGGCUGCCAGACAAAGAGAAGAGGCCGCAAGAGAAGCCGAAACCCAGUUGGAAAUGGCAAAAAUAUCGACAGAGUUGCAAGUGCUGCAGCUAGAAAGAGAAGAAGAAGCUGCCAUGGCGGAAGCAAAGUACAUAGAACAAGCUGAAGGGUCGCGUGAUUUGACCGAAGUAAGAUCUACUUUAGAAAGGACCAGACUGGAACGCACAAGCGACUAUGUACAAUAUCAAAUAGACAGGCAGGCUCGUCUCCCCUCUCCAUACGUAUUCGAUAACUUCCCCAGCUACGAGGAGCCUCAGAGAGUCACGAUUGCAUCACAUCCAUACGAGGAAGGAAAUUUACCCUCACGGCUCCGUGAUGAAGUCAAGAAUGAAAGAACCGACAACGCUCCUUCACCCCCACAACAGGACGGCGGGGAGGGAGAGGUUCACUCCAGGACAACAAUUGUCAGCUCGAACUGUACAGAAGUUUGCGGUCAAACUCAGUCAAGCCGUUCUUGUUCCGAGAUCUGCCUCACUGAGGUGUACCCUAAAGAAGCACAACAAGAUAUUACCAAGCGUAAAGUAACCGACGAGACGCUAGGUCAGUCAGUUUUCGUUCAAACCGAGCACGGAAACAAACUUGCACAAUCAGCUCAAGAUACCAUUUCUUUAAAACCCAAAGACACCAAGGUCUUCAGAGAUGAAGCAAAUAAUGGGGUUGCCCCAUUGCCAAUCAGAGAACCACGCCAGUGCUCACCAGAUAACAAAGAGCAGGCAGUCAAACGGUUCACGUCCUUACGGAAAACCUGGAAAAGGAAACCUGAGAUACAGCAACGCACCCGAUUGGCCCACGAGGUACUGUGCACCCUAAUGGCAGAGGUCACAGCCAUUAUAAACGCACAAUCAUUCCUACCUGUGUCUUCUGACCCAGAAAACCCCUUUAUACUUUCGCCAUCAACGCUCCUUACGCAGAAGGCAGGAGCACCUCCUCCACCAGGAGACUUCUCAGACAAGGAUUUGUACACAAAGCAAUGGAGACAAGUCCAGGCUCUGGCAAAUCAGUUCUGGCCUCGCUGGAGACAAAAAUAUCUACCUUCGUUGCAACAGAGACGAAAGUGGACAGAACCCCGCAGGAAUCUUCAAGUUGGAGACCUAGUCCUGCUCAGGGACAAGCAAGCCACCCGCAACAGCUGGCCAAUGGCCAGAAUCACUGCUACAUUCCCUAGCGAGGAUGGACAUGUCAGGAAGAUCGAAUUGAAGACUACCGACCAAGGCGAUGUGAAAAUUUACCAAGGGCCAGUUACAGAAGUUAUUCUACUUCUACCCAAUGACUGAUUAAGAGACUAAGUUUUGUACUCUGCUCAUUGUGACCUUACGAAGGUCAAGCGGGGAGUGUGCUGUCUUUACGACAGUUAUUUAGUUUAUAAUAUUUUCGCUUAGUAAUUCAUUCAAUAGUAUUUUCUAGUUAGAAUUAGAAGUGUUUAAAGUGUAUUCAUUGCAUGUAAAAUAUAUCGGCAUGCGAUGACGUCACAUCCGGUUUCGCCGCGUCUUGUGGGAAAACACCGGUUUGAAAUUAGCGCGAGGGUGGGGGCUUUCCACGAGGCUCACCUGAGCACAAGCAGUUUUGCAGGCAUGAGAAAUCACAGUGAGAGCAACGCUUUUUCACCAUAUGUUAAUGUGAAGAGUGAACAGUAAAUGGUUAAUCUUACUGCGAUCUGGUUCUUAUUAACUGUGG
Messenger RNA from Hypanus sabinus (Atlantic stingray), 2832 nucleotides. RefSeq names its product plectin-like. The transcript is spliced from 2 exons. Bases 714 to 2432 code for a protein of 572 amino acids. The record is from RefSeq and is a predicted model, not a curated record. NCBI's taxonomy places the organism in Eukaryota, Metazoa, Chordata, Chondrichthyes, Myliobatiformes, Dasyatidae.